This is a messenger RNA of Rotaria socialis, 2178 nucleotides long. The record is from the annotation of a GenBank genome assembly. Lineage: Eukaryota; Metazoa; Rotifera; Eurotatoria; Philodinida; Philodinidae.
AUGUCGAAUACUAAUCAAAUCUAUACAAAAAGAGUGCUACAUCAACGGUUGCACAGAGACAAGCAAAAAGAACAGUAUGAACAGACUGUUAAUAGUGAUUCUGACUGUAGUUCUAAUUCAACAGUUGAUAAACUGGAUGAUAUUUAUUUUGAAUUGUCAGAUGAUGAAUCCAUAAUAUCACCAUUAAAUCAAUUUCAAAAUGAUGAUUAUGGUGAAAAUCGUUAUCUUCCGGAUAAUGACGAUAAUAUUAGUAUGAAUGACGAUACUUUAUUUCAGCACAACAAUACAUUUUCAUUAUACGAACAAUCACCUGUUUCAACAGGUGAAGCUGUUGGACGCUUAAUGAAGUUUUGUAUUAAUUCUAAUUUUGAUAAAAAGAAAGUAGUUACAUUGAUGUGUCUAAUUAAAUCUAUCUUACCAUCACCAAACAAACUGCCGACAACAUUUCGACAGAUAUUAAAUGUAUUUGGUAAAACUCCUUCAUUUAUUGCAAAGUUUUAUUGCAACAAUUGCUGGGCAUUAACAACAACAAAAAACAAUCAACAAUAUUGUACUAAUUCAAGUUGUACUUUAUCUGAUUCACAGCUAUCUAAAAGACAAGUUACAGAGGUAACUACUCUGGACAUUAGAGAAAAAUUACAAUCAAUUGUUCGCAGAAAUUUCUCUUUAUUUACUGGUCAUGAUGAACUUUUUCCAUCAUUCGAUAUUCCUAGUGAUGGAGCGCCACUAAUUCGAUCAUCCAAGUCAGCAGUUUGGCCAUGCUUCAGCUCGAUCGUCGAAUUACCUCCCCCGGUCAGAGAAUACCAAACAAAUAUUUUAACAUUAGGGUUAUGGAUAUCGUGUAUUAAGCCGAAUGUUAAUUUGUUUUUAGAUGAUAUUAUCAAACAAUUAAGUGAUUUGUCCCACAAUGGUACGUCGAUAUUUAUUGAUGAACAUGAAUUCAAAAUAAAUGUUAAAACACAAUUUUUUGUCUCGGAUUUACCAGCAAAAGCUCUUUUCAUGAAAACAAUCAACUUUAAUGGCUAUUUCGCUUGUACUAAUUGCAUGACAGAAGGAGUUUUAUAUAAUAGACCAGUUAUUUAUCCAUAUAAAAACAACAAUUUCUAUUCAAGAACUCAUAGUCAAUUUGCAGCCACAGCUAAGGAAGUAGAAGUAAAAUUAGCUAGUGGUGUAGAUAUUAUAUAUGAUUACAUGCAUUUAGUUUGUCUGCAUCGUGUACCAGCAUUAAUUAAACGGUUUACUGAAGUUCUAUCGAAAGAUGCUAUUGCUGAAGUCGAUUCAAUGUUGUCGUCCAUUAGACUUCCACAUGAUUGUCAUGUGAAGUUCAAUUAUUCAAUUCAAUCAAUUCACGAUUGGAAAGCAAAACAUACCAGGCUAUUUAUUUUGAAUGUAGGUCUACCAAUAAUGAUUCAAUACUUACCAACUCUAUAUUCAUCGCAUUUUUCUAUUUACUGUAUGUUCGUGAAAAUAUUACAUUGCCCGAAAACAUUAGAAGAAAUCAAAUUGGCUGAUAAACUGAUCUAUUAUUACUGCCAAACUUCAUCAACAGUUUAUGAUCCGAAAAUUGAAUUAUACUCUUUACAUGCACAUCUUCAUUUACCAGCACAAGUUCUAAAUCAUGGUGGUCUCGCUUUUACAUCAUCUUUUUGUUUCGAGUCAAUGAUUCAUUACAUUAAAAAUAAAGCAUUUGGAACAAAAAAUUUAGGAUCACAAAUCAUGUAUUGGCUUGAACUUGAUGCAGCUAUAUCUACAAAACAAUUUGAACUGCAAUUACCAUCACUGAUACUUUCAGAAAAAAAUGUAUACCAACGACCCUAUCAUACACAACGUUUAACAAAAACGAAAAAUAAUUUUUCUUGUAUUGUCUAUAUCGAUGAACCAUCAAAAUACAGUAUUGUCGAAUCUAAACGCUUAGUCAAUAUUGAUGAACAUGGGUGUAGUAUAAUAAAGGAACUUGGUAAAACUUAUAAUGUCCGAGUUGAACAAACAGGUACACAAGAAUCAAUGGAGCGGUACGGUCAGUUGUUAGAGAAAGCAAUGCAAUCUCAAUUGCAUAAAGAUGUUCCAUCUGAUUGCGAAGAUUGGCGAAUAGAACAAGGAAAAAAAAAGGAAAAAUAUACCACAACAACAUCAAUUGUUAAAUCACCAAUAAAUCACCACCACCAACAAUAUAACUAG